Nematolebias whitei (Rio pearlfish) is the source of this 2345-nucleotide messenger RNA. It is a transcript of the gene stat1a, whose product is annotated as signal transducer and activator of transcription 1a. Gene Ontology annotation, molecular function: DNA-binding transcription factor activity, RNA polymerase II-specific; RNA polymerase II cis-regulatory region sequence-specific DNA binding. The record is from RefSeq and is a predicted model, not a curated record. The transcript has 24 exons. NCBI's taxonomy places the organism in Eukaryota, Metazoa, Chordata, Actinopteri, Cyprinodontiformes, Rivulidae. Gene Ontology annotation, biological process: regulation of transcription by RNA polymerase II; response to peptide hormone; type I interferon-mediated signaling pathway. Bases 93 to 2345 code for a protein of 750 amino acids.
AGGAAAAGGGAAAGCGUCCCAGCAGUAAAAGUAACAUCCCUUAAGAGUCUACAGAUUUCCUCAGAGUUAAAGCUGCUCGUGCUCACCAGAAGAUGGCGCAGUGGUGCCAGCUUUCCUUGUUGGACUGCAAGUAUCUGGAGCAGGUGGAUCAGCUGUAUGACGACUCCUUCCCCAUGGACAUCCGGCAGUAUCUGAGCAAGUGGAUCGAGAGCAUCGACUGGGAUGUGACGGCGGCGCAGGACUCUUUGGCCACCGUCCGGUUUCAUGAACUGCUGGUUCAGCUGGACGACCAACACAGCCGCUUCACCCUGGACAACAACUUCCUGCAGCAGCACAACUUCCGUAAGAUCAAGAGGAACCUGCAGGAUCGGUUUCAGGAGGACCCCGUCCACAUGGCCAUGAUCAUAGCCAGGAACCUGAAGGAGGAGCAGAAGAUCUUGGCCGGUGCAAAGGAUGCUGAGGGGGAAAGUGAGGGCACGGUGUCGGCGAUGGUGGUGGAGAAGCAGAAGCUCGACAACAAAGUGAAGGAAAUGAAAGAAAGAGUUCAGUUUAUGGAUCAGAACCUGAAGAGCUUGGAGGACCUGCAGGACGAGUACGACUUCAAACUCAACACGCUGAAGAACAGAGAGAAUGAUGUGAACGGCUUGUCAGUGAAGGAGCUGGAGAUGGAGAAGAUGGCUAUUAACAGAAUGUGUUUGGAGCUGAAAGCCAAACGUCAUGGCGUAGUAAACUACCUGACCGAUCUCCUGAACGUCACUCAGGCGUUAAUAUCAGACCUGAUCUCCGAGGAGCUGCCGGAGUGGAAGCAGCGGCAGCAGAUUGCGUGUAUCGGUGGUCCGCCCAACGCCUGCGUGGACCAGCUGCAGAACUGGUUCACAGCCGUGGCAGAAAGUCUCCAGCAGGCGCGUCAACAUCUGAAGAAGAUGCAGGAGCUGGAGCAGAAGUUCACGUACGAGAGCGACCCCAUCCCUCAGAAGAAAGCGUACCUGGAGAACCGAGCUCUGGAGCUCCUCAAGAACCUCCUGUCCAACUCGUUAGUUGUAGAGAGGCAGCCCUGCAUGCCCACCCAUCCACAAAGACCUCUGGUGCUGAAGACUGGCGUCCAGUUCACUGUGAAACUUCGGUUUCUGGUAAAACUUCAGGAGUUUAACUACCAACUCAAAGUCAAAGCUUUCUUUGAUAAGGAUGUGACAGAGAAAAAAGGGUUUCGGAAGUUCAACAUUUUAGGAACAAACACCAAAGUGAUGAACAUGGAGGAGUCCAACGGCAGCCUGGCAACAGAGUUCAGACAUUUGCAACUGAAAGAGCAGAAAAGCGUUGGAAACAGAACAAAUGAGGCUCCUCUUAUCGUCACUGAGGAGCUCCACUCUCUCAGCUUUGAGUCCGACCUGCAGCUCAACCAGUCCGGACUCAACAUUAAACUGGAGGCCUUGUCUCUGCCGGUUGUGGUCAUCUCUAAUGUGUGUCAGCUGCCCAGCGGCUGGGCCUCCAUCCUCUGGUACAACAUGCUCACCACAGAGCCCAGAAACCUGAAGUUCUUUCUCACCCCUCCGGCGGCAAAGUGGUCUCAGCUGUCCGAGGUCCUCAGCUGGCAGUUCUCGUCCGUCACCAAGCGAGGCCUGAACCAGGAGCAGCUCAACAUGCUGGCUGACAAACUGCUGGGAGCCAAAGCUCAGAGGAACCCAGAAGGACUAAUCCCCUGGACAAAGUUCUGUAAGCAGAGCGCCAACGAGAAAUCGUUCCCUUUCUGGCUGUGGAUCGAAGGAAUCCUGGACCUGAUUAAACGGCACCUGCUGUCUCUGUGGAACGACGGUUGCAUCAUGGGAUUCCUCAGUAAGGAGAGGGAGAAGGCUCUGCUGAGCGACAAGUGUCCCGGGACGUUCCUGCUCAGGUUCAGUGAAAGCAGCAGGGAGGGAGCCAUCACCUUUACCUGGAUCGAGCACGACGUCCACGACAAGCCUGUUUUUCACUCCGUGGAGCCAUACACGAAGAAGGAGCUGACUGCCGUGUCUCUGCCGGACAUCAUCCGCACCUACAAGGUGAUGGCAGCUGAAAACAUCCCAGAAAACCCGCUGCGCUUCCUUUACCCCAACAUCCCCAAAGACAAGGCCUUCGGGAAAUACUACCCCAAACCCUCAGAGACUCAAGAACCGAUGGACGUGGAGAACACGGAGAAGAGCGGCUACAUGAAGACAGAACUGAUAUCUGUCUCAGAAGUACAUCCGUCCAGAAUGCAGGACAACAUGAUGCCCAUGUCUCCUGAUGACUAUAGGGCUUUGGAGCAGUUUGUCAACCCUCGAGACAUUGAUGCUGUGAUGAGUGCAGACUUUCCAGAUGGAAACUGA